Messenger RNA from Neltuma alba, 1377 nucleotides. RefSeq lists its product as uncharacterized. Lineage: Eukaryota; Viridiplantae; Streptophyta; Magnoliopsida; Fabales; Fabaceae. The transcript has a single exon. The record is from RefSeq and is a predicted model, not a curated record. Bases 109 to 1107 code for a protein of 332 amino acids.
CGAAACCUGCUGAUGCUCAUGUUAUGGCGUUGAUUUAGUCCUCUCUUCUGCCUCGUCCUCAUAAGCAACCUUAUCGUCUCACCCUCGGGAUAUCCCAUCCCUGCAGCCAUGGACAGAGAACAGGAAGAGAUGCAAUUUCUGGGCCUCUUCGGCGUCUUCACAGAAUCCUUCAAGAUCAUAUCAUCAUGGCGAAAGAUCUUCUCCCAGAUCACCCUCACUCUCAUCCUCCCCCUCUCCUUCAUCUACCUCCUCCACAUAGAAGUCACCAACCUCCUUCUACACAAAAUCUUCAAUAACGCCGAAGAAAUGAGCUUCACUCCACUGGGCUCACCCCGCUACGAGAAGCUCUCCGAUCUCAUCUCCUCCGAAUGGGCCACUUUCUGGCUCUUCAAGAUCUUCUACUUCACCGUCCUCCUUAUCUUCUCUCUCCUCUCCACCUCCGCCGUCGUCUACACCGUCGCCUCCAUCUACACCGCCAGAGACGUUACUUUCCGAAAAGUCAUGAGCGUCGUCCCCAAGGUGUGGAAACGACUCAUGGUUACUUUCCUGUGCGUCUCCGCUGCCUUUAUUGCUUAUCACAUAAUCCUAUUCUUAGUUGUAUUCACAUGGGCAGUCACCAUCGGAUCCACAAAAGCAGGAAUCGCCGUCCUUGUGAUCCUGAUCAUAUUGUUUUUCGCUGGGUUCGUGUAUUUGACUAUAAUUUGGCAAGUAGCCAGCGUUUUGUCAGUGUUGGAGGAGUCGUACGGGGUUCAAGCCAUGAAGAAGAGCAAGGAAUUGAUAAAGGGGAAGAUGGGAUUGGCCAUAGUGAUAUUCUUGAUGCUCAAUGUUACGUUUAUCCUAAUUCAGGUGUUGUUCAAGGCGGUGGUGGUGACCGGGUGGAAGUUGGGCUCCGUUGACAGAAUAGCUUAUGCGAUGCUGUGUUUCCUGUUGUUGUCGGUGUUUUUCCUGUUUGGGCUGGUCAUCCAAACGGUGCUCUACUUUGUGUGCAAGUCAUAUCACCACGAGAAUAUUGACAAGUCGGCUUUAUCGGAUCACCUGGAAGCCUUUUUAGGGGAGUAUGUGCCCCUGAAGGCCAGAGAUGUUCAGCUGGAGCAAUACCAUGUUUGACCCUUACUUAUUAUAUAUAUGUAUGCGCGUAAUUUACCAUUUUGCGCACUUAAAACCCAGCUGUUGGUGUGUAUGUCCUGGCUAUAUGAUACAUACGGCUUCAAAUGGGUUGAUUACAAGAACAAUUUUGGACCCCAUAUUUUCUUGGAACACGUUUUCAGAAUUAUCCAUUCAUUUUCUCCGCAGAUAUAUUGUUGCUCGCAAUUAUUAUCAAUGUAAAAUAUAUAUAUAUAUAUAUAAAAUUUACAGUGGCAAUUCAUUAGUUAUGAA